Drosophila willistoni is the source of this 1396-nucleotide messenger RNA. RefSeq lists its product as uncharacterized. The transcript is spliced from 3 exons. The coding region runs from base 91 to 555 and encodes 154 amino acids. Gene Ontology annotation, biological process: sleep; regulation of synaptic transmission, cholinergic; positive regulation of voltage-gated potassium channel activity. The record is from RefSeq and is a predicted model, not a curated record. Lineage: Eukaryota; Metazoa; Arthropoda; Insecta; Diptera; Drosophilidae.
CAUCUCUACAACCAGCUUGAGUUCGGCUUGCUUGUUUUGUAUAAACAUUUCGAAUUAGUUAUUAAAUAAAAUUACUCCGAAACACCAAAUAUGUCACGUUUCAUGCAAUGUGCCUUUCUGCUUAUCACAUUGAACAUCUGCAGCACAUGGGCCAUACGUUGCUAUCAGUGCUCCUCCGACCAAGAUCGCAAAGGCUAUGACAGUUGCGGAGCCUACAAAGCCUUCAAUAAGACAGAACACAUUUCAAUUGAAUGCAAUAGUGACGAAAGUUUCAUGCCAGGAUCAUUCUGCAUGAAGGUUGUCCAACAGGGACCCAGAGGCUUUAUAUGGGAUGGUCGCUGGCGUCAGGUUAUCAGACGUUGCGCCUCGGUCUCGGAUACUGGAGUCACGGGCGUUUGCAAUUGGGGAGUCUAUGAGAACGGUGUCUACUGGGAGGAGUGCUAUUGCUCAAGCGACAGCUGCAAUGGCUCCAACUAUGUGAAAUUAAACAAAGUUUUACAUCUACUAAUCGGUUUUAUAAUGAUGGCAGCUGCCUCGAAGCUAAUAAGAAGUUAGAGCCAGGAUUUACCGGACAUAUAGGAGUAUAACUAUAACCAGAAAGUGCCUUUCCCAUUGAUCCUUUCUCAAACUAUCAUUUUACUUAGUUUCUAUAUUAAAAUACGCACAAAAUACAUUCCGUCCAACUGCGAUACGAAGACAGAAGAUAGCAGAAAUAGAACAACAAAAGAAUGCAAUAUUUGCCAUUCUAGAUUCAUUCAAAUGUAGAGCUUACACUCUCCUUUUUGUUGUAUUUAUUAGUUUCGGUUGUUACCGAAAAGCAUAAGAAGUUUCGGCAUUCAAAACGAUUUAUAACUCAAUUGUUUAAUCCAUUUUUGAUUAAUUUAGAGUAAUUUUAAACGAACGGUUUUAGGGCUUGACCCAUCAUCUAAUUCCUAUCAAAGGAGCACAAAUAUUACCAUAAUAUGUUAUUAACAUUAAAGCUUUUUACUAUUUUGUUUUGUUUGCUUGCAAAAGACAAUGUUUAUGUCAAAAAAGCAAUGUUAACUUUGCUCAUUUGAGAAAAUGCAAACCAACUCAAGAUGGCUAGAAGGAAUAUGUUUAAAUAAACAGACCUACAUUCAUAUUUUAUUCCUUUUAUUCUAACACAUCCAGAAAGUGCCUUAUUGGAAAUUAGAAGACCCAAUGUAAAGUUUAUCCUGUUACAAGGUUAGAGAGGAAUUUAGCUCAUUUCAAAAGGAAUUAUACCAUUGUAAUUUAUUAAUUUAAAAUAUGUUGUAUUUCGUAUCACACAUAGUCAUCACAUUCCGUCAAAUCGUGGAUUAUCUUCUGUCUCAAUUUGUUUGUAUUGUUCCGUCCACCUAAAGAAAUAUAUAUCUCACAUAUUAUUAAAAUGUAA